Molecule: messenger RNA, 4205 nt
Organism: Salarias fasciatus (jewelled blenny)
Lineage: Eukaryota; Metazoa; Chordata; Actinopteri; Blenniiformes; Blenniidae
Gene: cdcp1a
Product: CUB domain containing protein 1a
Exons: 9
Coding region: 181-2643 (820 amino acids)
Source: RefSeq, a predicted model, not a curated record
UUGACACACUCUCACAUCAGGAAGUGGACGAGUUGUGACUCAACACCUACGAGCUGAGCUUCACGUAGCAGGGGAGAAAAAUGUGGCGCACAGGGAUCCCAGCUCCGGAGACGGAAGACGCGCAGUGCUUGCUCUGAUUCGUCCCAGGAUUGAAGUUUGUGUCCUACAAUAUAAGACAGCAUGUCCUCCCCGGCAGGUAGAAUCUCCCUACAGGGUUUUCUUCUUGUACUCAUCGUAUCCACUGUUUCAGGAGGACCCAAGUUCACCGUUUCUCCGGGCCAUGGCACCGUCCUCACCUUCAGCAACAGUCAGGGCAAAGGAUGCCAGGUGUGCACUGGAUCGGGACGCUCACGGAGAUGCAGCGUGUCUCUGUCAUUAAAGGACAACACUCUGGUGGAGUUCGACUGCACAAGGCCUCAAGAUGUUUUUACCGUGGAAGUUGUGCAAAAUAUUGAAUGCACUGCGAAGACGUGCAGUGGCCACAUCGUCCCGACAGACUCCGGCUCCCUGCCCUUCUUGGACUUUACCCGCAGGUUUAUCUGGAAUCUGAAGGCUUCAGCACCAAAAGCUCUGAGAAUGGACUUUACCGACGGAGGGCUGAGACAGAUUGCUCCGUCUGAGAGAUGUCCAGACGGCCACAUGUACACCCUGCAGGUUAUUCAGACCACAGGGACCGUGGCCGUGGGGAAAUACUGCAGACUGGGCUCCAUCACCAGCGCUCAGAUACUGAAUCAGGGGAGACUUACUCUGGAAAUCCCAGCAAGACAAAUGCUGCAAAGUAGCCAGUUCGACGUGUCUGUAGGAGAAGAAAUCAAAUCUCUGGCCAGAGUUUCUCUCAUGUUACCGAAAGGAACCUCGUCGUCGGAGCUGCUCUCGCCAAACUAUCCGGACACUUUUCCCGACGACGACGUGAUGGAGUGGUACUUUCAGGUGCCGCCGAAGCACAAGACGGCCGUUCAGUUCCUCAAUCUGACACAGCCUCAGUGUCUGAAGAAGGAAGCGGCCGUGGAGUACCACAGCAAAGGAAGGGGGGCGCUGGUCCUGGGCCUGACGGACGCCCAGCCGGCCCAGACUGAGGGGGACUUCUCUCUGACGCUGAGGAACUGCGAGAUGGACCGAACACGCUCCGGUUCUCCUGGACUGUCUCUAAACAUCAGGGUGUCUGCCAAAAGUACAAGUUCAACAGUGAUGUGCAAAGUGGACGCCGGCAGGCUGGGAGACCUUUCCCUCCACAUCCACAGAGUGAGGCCGGCCUCCGACUGCGUGAUGAAGAUAAACUCUGCGGCGAAGGACAAGAUCACCGUCACCUCAAACAGCGCGCUGACUUUCCAAGACUGCCUUCCAGACGAUGUGAACGUCACGGCCACAAGAGUCAUAGGGUGCAGUGACCUAAAAGACUGCCCCAAGGCUCCAGUCGCUCUGCUGGUGCCCCUGCUGCCCUCCUGCCUCCCCGCCCCCCUCAGCAGCGUCACCUGGACCCUCCGUCCGCCGCAGCAGGGCACCGUUCAGCUCUCCUCCCCCGCCGGACCCCUCAAGCAGUCCCUCCCCGGUCAGGUAUGCAACGACAGCAUCCUCUUCAAAGUGGACGAGGAAGGCGGAGGCACCGUCGGGCAUUUCUGCCCUCGGGGAGCCAUCCAGAAAAUCCAGGUCCACACCAACGUGUCCGUGACGUGGUUGUCCAACAUGGGGGCCCGGAUACAGAGAAGCUACUUCAAAUAUGUGCUGAACGCCAGUUUUGAAAAGGAAAUAACAGAAAGGUACAUCUUCACCGUCUCUCCGAUGAAGGACAGCCCGGUGCUGCUCGCCUCUCCCGGCUGGCCGGUGGGAAUGGAGCCUUACUCCACCGUCUCCUGGAUCGUCUCCGUUCCACCGAAGAUGGAGGCCAUCCUCAUGUUUGCCAACCUCAGCCAGCCCAAGUGCAGCAACCGCCACACCAACAUCAGGGUGCAGAGGUUCGGCAGUCCCGAGGAGGACUACAGCCGCCGGGAGGACGAGGAGGCCGAGAUGGAGAUCAGCGUCCCCGAGAGCUUCUACCUCAACAUGUCCAACUGCAAGCCCGAAAGAGGAGACUUCAGCGUGAUCACCAAGAUCACCCUGCAGAAGGCCCGGAACCGUCUCCUCACCAUCAUCCUGAGUGUUGUGGCUGCUCUGCUCGUCAUAUUUGCCGUGGUGCUGGCGGUGGUCUGUGUGGUGGUGAGGAAGAAGAAGAAAAAGCUUGAUCAUCAAGUGUCGGUCUACAACCCAAACGGCACCAGCUUCCUGCCGGGGCCGAACGGACGCCCCAAGUCGGACGACGAGAGCGAGUACCACGUGUACGCCUCCAUCGAGGACACCCUGGUUUACACACACCUGCUGAAGAAAGGCGCGGAGAUCGGCGUCUACGGGGACUUCGACACGUACCGGCCCUUCCCGGGACACUCGGACUCUCAGAAGCCGCCGGUGUCUACAAACGCCGACGGCGUGGAGGUGGACACCUACCGGCCGUUCAGACCCCCGUCUCAGCAGGGGCCCCCUCUUCCCAACAGGCCCCCCAGCCACGUUCAGUCCCUGGUCGACAAUGAGCUCUACCACGAACGGAAUCGGACCGAGGAGGGGAACUCUCCACACCUGGGGCGGCGGAUGGAGCCAGAGGGAGGAAACUGAGCAGGAGAUUGGAUUCGGCUUUCUCAUAUUCAUGUGACCCUCGUGAACUUCGGGAUAUUCAUUCCCAGGCCCAGUGAUUGCCUGCAGUUCAGCAUCGUCAGAGCAAUUUUUUUUUCUCUCGAGUGGAGCUUUUUCAGCAAAAGUGAGACAAAAAAAAAGCCCUCAGACCGUUUUCAGCCCUGCCUGUAGCUGUUACCACGUCUUCUCUGGAGAGAUCGUUUGAAGCAAUGACCGCUUUAAUUUGAAAAGUCUUUAUUUGUACUAUAUCCGUGUUGAUGAGAGUGGACGGGAACGCCUGUGUGCUGCUUCCAGGCUGAGUUUCUCGUUCCUGAUGUUUCAUUGGUCAUAAAGGGGAAACAUGCUGCAUUUUGCAUCUUUAAACCGGCGUGUGUUUCAGUAGACUGGAGUGGAGGACACAGUCACUGCUAUUUUUUGAUCCAUACACCACAGAGAUGCCUUACAGAGAUUAAUACACUCCUGAUAAUGUCGCUCAAGGUGUUGGUUGUCUUAAAUAGAUUUUUAUUAAGGAGAAAAAUAUUUCACUUUGGAGUUUAUGCUUUUAUGUCUCUGAGAAUCACUGCUGAAAGACUUUAUUUUACUGUUUUAUAUGCACAGACAGACUAAACUGCGUUCUGUGAAGAGACAGUGAUCACAGUGUGAAUGACUGAAUGAGAGUUAGAUUGUAAUAUGAUGUAUAUUUGCAUGUUCAGGCGUCUCUGGUCCAGCGCGCCUGCUGUCUGGCACAUCCUUGCAGUUCAGACAAGGAGCAGCAGAGGGAAACAAACUUAAGUCUUCCAACCAACUCAACCAUUCCCAUGAAGAAUCAGCUGGUCUUUCGACUUCUUGCAUCUCUCUAAGUAGCAGAAAUUUAUUUUUUUAAGUGAGUGAAGUGUGUCCCCGUGUGCUUUAGAGUCACAGCAAGCGCUUGAAGGACGGAGAAGAGGCUCGACUCUCCGAGACGUCCAAACUUUUUGCUCUGACGUUCGGGUGACUAACAUGAACGGGAUUUUUUUCUGAUGAAGAAACUCUGUGGGCGGAGACACAAUAAGUGACUGUACUCAGCAAGAGGGGGAGUUCACUAGAGAUGCUUUGAGUGGGGGACUUACUGAAAAUGUUUAUUUUUUUAAUGAAAGAAACUUGUUUUUGGAGUUUCAUGAAAGGACGUUCAUCUUUUCUGCGCUGCUGCUGGUUUUAUCUCGACAUCCUCUUCAACUGUUCAAAUAUCUUGGAUCCCUCGAUAAGAGGUCAUGUCUGUUGCUGUUUUGAUGCUUUACAGCCGUGGUUUGUCCCAUGCUAGAAAAUAUUUUUGGGUGAAUGUUUUCACCUUAUAAGAUCUUGUUAGUUUUUUUUUUUUUUCCAAUUGAAAUUUAAAGAACAACUUUUGUCCUGCUGCUUAGAUUCUUUGGAAAUUAAAUCUCAGUUGUUGUCAUUGUUGCGGCACAAAAGCUCAUCUUUACUUUUCUUUACACGUACAGUGAAUUUAGUUUUAAAAACGUGUGUUAAUGAAACAAAUAGUUGAUUUUCUCAUGUCAUCGUGAUUAAAAUCUCUCUGAAAACGGGCA